Messenger RNA from Medioppia subpectinata, 426 nucleotides. Lineage: Eukaryota; Metazoa; Arthropoda; Arachnida; Sarcoptiformes; Oppiidae. The record is from the annotation of a GenBank genome assembly.
AUGCAGGUAUACACAGACGACCACACGAUUGUAAAACUGGGAUUCAAAGCCGAUUCCGUCGGUUCCGACUAUAUUAACGCCAACUUCAUUAGUGGCUUUCACUCGGACGAGGAGUAUAUUGCAUGUCAGGCACCCCUACACUCCACUGUCAAUGACUUUUUCCGCAUGGUCAUCGAGCAUAACGUAAUGAUCGUGGUCACACUUACACAGUGUAUUGAAAAGGGCAGGUCAAAAUGCGAGAAGUAUUGGCCGAGUUAUGAUGACAUAGAAGACAACGAUAUGGUCAGACCGGGCGGUGCGGACAUCGAUAGCGGCACCGGUGGCCACAAAGAGAGCCCGCAGUUAACCUUCGGUGACAUAACCGUUGAAUUGGUGUCCGAACGCAUGGAAGGAGAGUUCAUUAUACGGGAGCUAAAGCUUAUAAAA